Molecule: messenger RNA, 1572 nt
Organism: Penicillium canescens
Lineage: Eukaryota; Fungi; Ascomycota; Eurotiomycetes; Eurotiales; Aspergillaceae
Product: putative RNA export mediator Gle1
Exons: 2
Coding region: 1-1572 (523 amino acids)
Biological process (GO): poly(A)+ mRNA export from nucleus; regulation of translational termination; regulation of translational initiation
Cellular component (GO): nuclear pore cytoplasmic filaments; cytoplasm; nuclear pore
Molecular function (GO): inositol hexakisphosphate binding; phospholipid binding; translation initiation factor binding
Source: RefSeq, a predicted model, not a curated record
AUGACAGUCCGCUAUGUGCCACCUUUGGACAGCUCCGCGCUGGACAGCCCCUCGCGGCAGAUCAUGCAAGAGCUUAUUCAAGGCCUCGAGAGCGUCAAGAUCUUCAAUGCUGACUUGAAGAAGGUCCAUGAAUAUGAGCGCACUGCCUACGAGAAUGAGCUCGACCGCAAGGAUCGUGAAACCGAAGCUAUUCACAAUGCCGCUCUCGAUGAGGCAGCAGCCCACCAUAACCAUAUCCGCGAAGAGGCCGAGGCUACUCUGAGAGCGCACCUUCGCGAAGAGGAAGAAGCGCAGCGCCAGCGGGAAGAAGCCGCCCGCAAAGAAAAAGAACGGAUUGAGAAGGAAAAGGCUGAAAAGCUGCGACGCGAGCAGGAAGAAGCCGCGCGUGUUGAGACAGAACGUCAAGCUAAGGAGAAAGCCAAGGCCGAGGAAGCUCGCAAGGCCCAGGAGGCUGAAAACGCGCGCAAGGCCGCCAUUGAAGAAAAGCAGCGCAAAGAGCGCGAGGCAGCCGAGGCCCAGAAGCGCAAGGCAGAACAGGAUGCGCAAAAGGCCAAGGAAGAAGCCGACCAACAGGCCCGCAGUGAGCAGCAGCAAAAGCUCGGAGCUGGACGCCUCUCUGAAAAAGAACUCGGUGUUCAGCAGCGCUAUGUUGAACUUCAUAAGGUUCUCAAAGAGUUCCGCGCGUGGCUGGUUGGCGAAAGCAAAAAGAAUCCAGAGAUGAAAAAAUACAUUGGAGAUCUGCGUCGGACGAUCAGGAAGUCCGUUGGUCAACUCCGUGCCGGCAAGGGUGCUAACACUAACCAGCUUGCCCAAAUUAAGUCCGAGCUCGAAAAGGCCGCUGCAAUCCCAGAACCCUCGGUUGAUGUUCAACGAUUCAUCGCGUUCCCACCCACUGAGAUGGCGGGCUCAGAACAUAAAAUUUCCGCUCUAUUGAUAUACGCUUUGAACAUCUACGCGAAGGCGUUGGUAUCCGCGCUCAUCACCGAAGCGGCUCUCAACCCAGGCCAUGCCGAGCCGAUUGGCAUCAUGGCAGCGCAGAUCUUUUCUCAGGAUGGUUUAAUGUACAAAGGAAUCCCCCUUUCUGACAUUUUGAUGGCCAAGUUCCGAGUAGUCUGCCCCGCCCUAUGGGGAUUUACCGGCAACGACAAGACAGAUUCCGGACGCCGUGCCCUAGGCUGGUCGCGUGAAGAAGCCGGCGGUCCCUUCAUCAGCGAGCAAGCACACUUGGAUCGGAUGACUGCCCUGGGAUCCGGAUAUGCAGCCAUCACCUUGCGCAACUUCGGAAAAACAGCCCGCAAAAACCCCUUUCCUAACACCAUGUUCUGGGACUCAAUUACCAAGAUCCUAGCCAUCCCACCAUCAGAACUGCAGGAAACGCAGAUCAUCCUCCUGGGCUCUCUCCUCCGGUCCUCCCCAGAGCGAAUCCUAGGAUUCUUCGGCCAAAUCGGUCUCGUCCUCAUGCGCAAGGCUCUGGUCGAACUCCCCGGAUCUGUCCCUCGACAAACCGUAGCAGUCAUCCAACUCACGGCGCUGAAAGAGACACUCCGCCGCGAGAAGAACAUUUUGCUGUGA